Molecule: messenger RNA, 1869 nt
Organism: Closterium sp. NIES-67
Lineage: Eukaryota; Viridiplantae; Streptophyta; Zygnematophyceae; Desmidiales; Closteriaceae
Source: the annotation of a GenBank genome assembly
UUUCUCCCACGCACCUCUCAAAUUCAUCCCCCACUGAUGUUUUUUGGCAGCCUGUCAUUCUCGAUUAUGUCCUUGAAGAGCACCAAACCUCGAGUUCCUCAGGCGUGACGUGCUUCAUGGUAGUCUGACCCUCGAGAUUUGGCUGCAGCCCCUAGUCCGGACGUUACUAGAGACGAAUAUCUUCGGGUGACCACCUUGGUAAUCCCUUGUCGUCGUUUUCGCUACGUGCCUAUCGCGGGUAACCAGAUCUGGGUCAUCGCGUUUUUUUCGCGCUGGCGAUUCCAUGGCUCUCCCCGAGUAUGUUUCGCAUGCCUGCUUCCCUUGGGAAUCGUCCUUCGAUCCUAGAGAGAGUCUCUUCACGAACAGCAAGUCGCAUUUUUUUCCGCGGGCUGGCGCGCUGUCAAAAGCCGGGCAGCAAUCACAACUGCUUGAGGGCAGCGGAAGACAGGGUUCUGGCGUCGCAGUCCUGCCCCACAGGCCUCCGAUGAAUUCGUUUUCGUUCCGCCAGCAGAUAUACUACAGAGUCGGUGCGAAAUGUUUUAAGCCGGGCAGCUUCCGACUCUUCUGGAGCCGCUCGGGCAAAGGUUUAAAAAGCCAUUCCUGCCCGUCGGCUUUGUCCCCCCUUCCGACAACCCCUCUGAGGAGUCCUCGCUCUCUCCUCUGCCUGCUCUUCUCUCUCUCCGACAGAGUCCGAGUCUGGUACAAAUCCGAAGUCCCAUUAUCCCAUCUUCAGAUUCCUGCAGCUUGUUCAGUCGAAUCACUUUCCAGCAAACUCCUGUUCGCAGAACCUCUACUGUCUGUCACUCUACGCUCACAGCUUUCGGCUUUCAGCUUUCUCAGCUUUCCUUAGCUGUUUGCAUGGCAUCCUAUGACUACCCUUCGGUUUCUGAAGCCCGUCGCAUGUGGGAGCUCCGAUGCGAGGUCCAGAAGCAGGUUGUGCAGCUGAGCUCGUCAACUCGGGGUUCAGCGAGACCCAACCACAGCAGCACCUGCAGCAACGUCACCUCCAACGAGACAGCCUCCUUGGAGGUGAGGUCUCGGACUUCGAGCAGCAAUGACUCCAGCGGCGUCAACUGCAAUGAUGGCGUCACCGACGUCAGCUGCUACAGUGACUCUAACGACAGCAAUGACAACGAGGUCAGCUGCAGUGAGAAAGCUGAAGUGAGCAGCGCUGCUGACAGCAACUAUAUCAGCAGUGUGAUUCCGUUGAGUGACACAUCCAGCGUUGUCAGUGACGUCAGUUGCUGUGACAACACGUCAGACGAGGUCAGCGUCGUCAACAGCAGUGAUGCCGGCAGCAGUGGUGUCAGCAGCACCAGUGACGUCACCUCGCCAAACCUGACUACAGUGGAGGUUCCUGUUGUGAACGCGACUUCAAGGACGACUAAGUCUGCUGUAAGCAGCAAGUCAAGAGCGGCGAGAGCAGCAACAGCAAGUGCAAGGCUGCUGCCGUCCCUCAUCCCCAAGCCAAGAGCAAUCGUAAGGGUCGCUCCUGCAGUGGAGCAGCCAUGUGACGGAAUGCUGGAUGCGGUAUCCCAGCCUGCAGUCACUGAAAGUAGCAAAGCAAGGCUUCAUCAGGAGAAGAAGAGCAAUACGGGAUGCAGAGGAAGGCAAUCAGCCAGGACGACAAGAGGAGCAGCAGAAAGGCCUCACUGGAGGCCUUGAUAACUGCCAGCGGUGGAGGCAGAAAGCACUUCAUCAUGAGCUGAUGGUGGAGCACAGAGCAGCCAAGCCAAAUGUGGUCAAGGGGUGUGUGUUAGGGGAAUCUGAUGAUUACGGCAGCACCUUUUGUCAAACAUGUGUAUCUCUAAUGUUUGUAUAGACUGUAUAGGGUCACCUCGUAGAGGGUACAACAUGUUGGAAAUAUCU